AUGCUCUUCGAGAUCUACACUGUCUAUCAGAGAGCAGACGUACUUACGAAAUCUUUAGGUGGACCAGUACAUCCGGUGAAUAUGUCAGCGAUACGGGUAGAACCACCGAAGAAAAAAAACAUUGGUUCAGUAUACGUGACAUUAGAUGAUGAUGAAAUCAUCGAUUACGACUACUCAGAUCUCAAAGAUCUAGGGGAUCUGUCAGGAGGUACAGAGGACGAAGUAGUACCAGAGACAGGUGUAUGGGUGGAAGGAAGUUCAGAGAAACCCACCGAAGAAAAAGAGUCCACCGAAGAAAAAGAGUCCACCAAAGGAAAAGUUCUCGUGAGCCAUGACGGAAAAUUUUUGUGUGUACCUAAGAAUAAGCCACCGGUAGAACCUAGAGUUGUUAGAGAGAUGAAAGAGAACAGAAGGAGAAGGAAAAACGGUUCGCUACAUGUCAAAGAUAAUAAAAACAAUGGACCAGGGAAACCUAUACCAUCUCCAAACCACGAUUCCUCUGUUCAUCGGCCAGGACGUCUUUCACAUCCCCUUCCCACACCUCCAUUUCGUGGAUCAAAUCAAAUAAUGAGGACGAUGCCCCCUGUCCACCACGAGAGGCGGACGCCAACAGAAACCGAACAUAUGAAAGGGUCGCCACCAACAUAUGUAAAAAAAAUGUCAUCAUUGGAGAAAAGUCAAAAAGUCAGUUUAGAAGAUGAAGUCAAUAAUGGACGUACCUUUUUUCUCCGACUCCCUCCAGAGACCAACAAGAAGAAAACCGCGACGGGACAUAUUGAUUUUGAAAGAAAAAAUGAAAAGUUUUGGUUUGGUGGCGAGUCUGAAAAUAUCGUCUGUCACAAAGUGUGUGACAAGUCGAGCGAAAGUCGGGGAAGGGUAUUUAACCAGCGAUCGGCGGUAGAGUUAACCGCCGAUUAA
Molecule: messenger RNA, 918 nt
Organism: Tremella mesenterica DSM 1558
Lineage: Eukaryota; Fungi; Basidiomycota; Tremellomycetes; Tremellales; Tremellaceae
Exons: 3
Coding region: 1-918 (305 amino acids)
Source: RefSeq, a predicted model, not a curated record